AUGACGACAGAAGGAAACAAAGACGAGCUGAAGCCGUUGGACGAUACGUGUCAACGAGUAAAUCCCAUAAUAAGUAUAUCAGAUCUAAACGAUUCCAAACAAGUUAAUGAAAAGAUAGCAAAAAGCGAUUCCAAACAAGUCAAUGAAAAGAUAGCAAAAAGCGAUACUCAUGGCAAUGGUAGUGAGUAUGAUUACUUUGGACCUACCAAGAGUGGUGGUCAUUUCAAUGGACAUGAGAAUUAUUCGUUUAUAACGUCAACUAUUCCCAAGGAACAUAAUGACAAUAAUGAUUUUAAGGAUACACCUUCUUGGCAAGCAUUCUCGAACCGUUCCAAGGCUCAAGACCUUUCUCAUUCCAAGACUCAAGACCUUUCUCAUUCCAAGACUCAAGACCUUUCUCAUUCCAAGACUCAAGACCUUUCUCAUUCCAAGACUCAAGACCUUUCUCAUUCCAAGACUCAAGACCUUUCUCAUUCCAAGACUCAAGACCUUUCUUAUUCCAAGGCUCAAGACCUUUCUUAUUCCAAAAGAGGGGGAUCGCUCUCAAAUUUAGAAAGCAAAUUUCUCUCGAGACCAUCAACCGGAAUCUUAUCGCAAUCACCAAUUAUUUCCAAGAAUCAUUCAGAAACAAAUAUCAUCAACUUAAAUUUCAACCAUAAGCAGCGGAAAUCUGCAUCUUCAUUAAGCUCAAGCUCAAACUCCACCACAACCACGCCACCCAAAAUAUCUAAAUCGAGUGAUAAUAUAAAAAACUUGGAUAUUGAUAGUCUCACACCCUCGAAUCCCAAAUUUCAACCUAUCACGCCUCCUGCUAUUCUUUCCCGAGAUGAGCCUAGUUUGAGCUUUUUCACCUUGGAUAAGAAACUGAUGAUGAUGAAAAGGAGAUCAAAAAAUAAUGAUCGAAAUAGCCCACUGGUUUCUGGAUCGGCUUUGAGUUCAGGUGUAAAUUUGAAUAAAAUUGGUAAAAAUGCGCUUCAUAAUGGUAGUAGUGAGCGACGGAAGUCAAAUUUUGGAGAUAUUAAUGGAGAAGGAGGAGGAUUAGGAUUAGGAGGAGGAUUAGGAUUAGGAGGAGGAGGAGGAUUAGGAUUAGGAGGAGGAGGAGGAUACGAAGAAGGAGUAGGGGGAGGAGAUAACAGAUACGAAGUAUUGCAUAAUCCCAAAUUUUUAAGGGACUUGAAACUUGGUGUUAAUAAUGGAUCUGAUUUUGGAGAUAUUGAAAUUGGGAAAAGCUAUUCUUCAUCGUUGAUAUCGAAAGUAAAUACUAAUACUAGCGCUUCUACUCAUUCCAGAAACGAGCUGAAGAAUAGAUUGGUUGAUCAGUUUUUCAAGCUGGGACCAGUACCUAUUGCUCCAUCCUCACCAGGAAAGAAUGGGGGUUUAACUGGCUAUUUGUCACUGAGUCAAGUGAAUUUCAAUAUAGGGGGACCAGUAACCCCAAAGGGGCCCGAUCGGAAGUUCAAGUGGCGUGUGCCUCCUUCUUCCACUACACAAGAAGAAAAUACCAGUAUUUGUGAUACUGGUGGCGGUGAAAGUGGCACUGGGGCUGUUGAAGAGCAGGAGAAACAACUAGUCGAAAAUGUUGGCGGAGGAGCGAAAGGAGGGAAAGGAGGCGGCGGUAGUAGUGGCGGAGAUAGUGAUGUCAAAAACCCGUCUUCAUUAUCUUUGCAAUCUAGUGAAGACAUUGUUUACUCUAUAUUGAACUGCGGAGGAUUCAAUUUCCAAUAUGAUGAAAGACAUAUUAUUGAAAAUGACAAGUUGGUGAAUUAUUUGUUGAAUAUAGACAAUAUUCUUGAAGAGUUGGAAAAGAAUGAUAAGGACAAGGAGCUAAAAGUAGGCAAUUUUUCUUCUGAUCCGUUAAUGCCAUUAGUCAAGAUAAUGACAACGAUAUCAAACAAGCUAACGCUAAAACAGAAGGCGAUACUAAAUUCCGAUUCUGUAGCAAUGACUCCGUCAUUAGUUCAGCUUGAUUUGAUUAUUUGCUAUUUAAACUUUUUAAAGAAUGAUAUCAACAAUCUUAAACACGAAUUAAGCAAUAAUCUAGCUCAAACACGAAUAUCCAACAAGGACGAAAUAACUGCGAGUCUAAAUCAAUUAGAUGAAAUAUCCAUCAAUUUGGAGAAACUUGAGAACAAAUCAAUUUUUUAUAAGGACAAAAUACAUGACUAUAAACAAUUGUUGAAUUUCGAUAUAAAUACCAAACUAGACUUGAUGGAAGAUAUUAAUAGCAAGAUUACCAAGCACAAAAAAUCAAAAAGGAAUCUGAAAAUUAUCAAGAUUAACGUGUUUAUUGUUACUAUUUUUGUUUUACUAUUUUGUAUUUGGUAUGCUUUUUAA
This is a messenger RNA of Lodderomyces oxycetoniae, 2334 nucleotides long. RefSeq lists its product as uncharacterized. Bases 1 to 2334 code for a protein of 777 amino acids. The transcript has a single exon. NCBI's taxonomy places the organism in Eukaryota, Fungi, Ascomycota, Pichiomycetes, Serinales, Debaryomycetaceae. The record is from RefSeq and is a predicted model, not a curated record.